AUUUCUAGUGGCCCUUAGUUCCUGACCCUCUACCCUGGGCUUGGCAAUUGGAUAUUUUUCUUUCUGGCUGUAGGGACUUAUCCCAUAGCAAACCCACUGUGGGAGCCUUAUCUAACCCUGUACUUUAUUGUCAGCAGGAUGAGAGGCUGCCAUUCUCUAGAGGAUAAAAACUGACAUUUUUAGGAAGUGACCCAGCUAUUAAGGAAGCCAGAGCUGUCCCCACACACACCCUGCCCCUUGGGGAGGUGGAAAAGUCACGUCAAUCCUGCCUCUCUGCUUCUGGCCUAUAAGAGUCACUGGGGGUCCUGGAUGACCAACCACUCUCUCCUGGGGGCCCAAAGGACCAUGCUGGUGGUUGUCCUCUUCUCUCUGGCCCUGCUGGGCACCACGGAGGCCUGCAAGGGACACUCGACCUCCUUCACCCAGACUGGCAUCGUAUGUAGGAUCACCAGACCAGCUACCUUGGUGUUGAACCAAGAAACCACGAAAGUGAUUCAAAGAGCAUUCCAGCGUGCCACGUAUCCUGACAUCAAGGGAGAGAAAAUCAUGUUUCUCCUGGGAAAAGUCAGCUAUGGUCUACACAACAUCCAGAUCAGCAACCUGUCCAUCGCCAGCAGCCAAGUGGAUCUAAAGAAGGAUAAGAGCAUAGACAUCGCAAUUCAGAAUGUAUCUGUGAUCUUCAAAGGGACACUCCAAUAUGGCUACCAUGGAGGAUGGCUAUUGAGAGUUCAGCAGUCCGUUGAUUUCGAAAUUGACACUUCAAUCAACCUCCAGAUCAACACCAGGUUGACUUGCGAUGGAGGGCGUGUGCAAGCAGACACCUCGGACUGCUACUUGUCUUUCCACAAGCUGGCCCUUCACCUUCACGGAGAAAAACAACCAGGCUGGCUUGAACAGCUGUUUACAGACUUCAUCUCUUUCACCAUGAAGCUGAUCCUGAAAGGGCAGGUGUGUAAAGAAAUCAAUGUUCUUGCCAACAUCAUGGCUGAUUUUGUCCAGAAAAAAGCAGCCCUCUUCCUCACAGAUGGAGACAUUGGUUUGGAUAUUUCCCUGACCAGAGCCCCAGCAAUCAAAGACAACUACCUGGAGUCACAUCACAAGGGUGUUCUGACUUACAAGAACCAAUCAUCAAUCCUUCCAGACUCCACCUACAACCCCAGCCUCCUCGGUGACUCCCGAAUGCUGUACUUUUGGUUUUCAGAUAAAGUCUUAAGCUCCUUGGCUAAGGCUGCCUUCCUGGACAAGAGACUAAUGUUGACUCUGACAGGAGAUGAGUUCAAGGCAUUGCUGCAGGACAAGGGCCUGGACACCAACCAAGAUAUCUUACGAGAGAUUUUUCAACAUUCUUCCUUCAGUGACUCCCAGGUGGAGGUUCGAAGCUUGACUGCCCCCCAAAUUAUCUGCCAGCCAGAAGGCACCACGGUCAAGUCCUCUGUCAGUGUGGAGAUCAGGCUACUUCACCAGGACCGGGCCCCAACCGUGGCAUUCUCUUUUGAAGAGGACAUUGUGACUGUCAUUCAGGCAUCAUACGAAGACAAGAAACUGAUUCUAGACCUCUCUGAUUUCCAGAUUCACCAUAAGUCCUUCCAUUCUGCCUCUACAUUAUGCAAGCAGAGUCAAGAAUCAAUUCAGGAAUUCCUGAAGACCCUCACAGCCAUGGUGGGCAUCCCUGUGGUCAUCUCCUGGCUUGAGCCAGCACUCACCACACUGUUGAACAGUAAAGGCUUGGACCUCUUUGAUAUCAUCAAUCCUGAAAUUAUCACCAAUAAGGGUUACCUGGUUCUCCAGAUGGACUUUGGAUUCCCCCAGCAUCUGCUAGAGGAUUUCCUCCAAACCAUUAUCUAGAGGAGAGCCAGAGAGGGGCUGCCUGGACAGCUGAACCAAAGAGAAAUUGGGGAAAUUGGGGAAGGCUGCCUUUGUCUCUUCACCUUUAAAAUGGGGAUAAUCAUGAACACGUACAUUAUGGCACCUCAUUGGGGUGUCGGGAGGAUGGAUGGGAGAAUGGGUCCAAAUUAUUUUGUAAAUCUGCCAAAUUGCCAUUAUUCUAAUUAUUCUCAUUAGCAUUUUCAUUGUUUAAUCCCCCUUUGCUUGUAUGAAAACAAGGCCAAGAAAAUAAGAAAGAAUACUGGUGGUAUCUGCUGUCUUUUCACUUCCCUCCCCAGCCUCUACCCCUACUCUACAGAAGCCAUCACAGGCUCCUAUCAGCCAUAAUGUCAUUAAAGAAACGUUGACCAUAAA
Messenger RNA from Monodelphis domestica (gray short-tailed opossum), 2238 nucleotides. It is a transcript of the gene CETP, whose product is annotated as cholesteryl ester transfer protein. The record is from RefSeq and is a predicted model, not a curated record. Lineage: Eukaryota; Metazoa; Chordata; Mammalia; Didelphimorphia; Didelphidae. Gene Ontology annotation, molecular function: cholesterol transfer activity; phosphatidylcholine binding; triglyceride binding. Gene Ontology annotation, biological process: cholesterol metabolic process; high-density lipoprotein particle remodeling; phospholipid homeostasis. Gene Ontology annotation, cellular component: high-density lipoprotein particle.